Molecule: messenger RNA, 913 nt
Organism: Tarenaya hassleriana
Lineage: Eukaryota; Viridiplantae; Streptophyta; Magnoliopsida; Brassicales; Cleomaceae
Exons: 2
Coding region: 47-631 (194 amino acids)
Source: RefSeq, a predicted model, not a curated record
AAAAAAAAAAAAAAAAAAAAAAAAAACUCGAACCCUCACUUCCGACAUGGAAAUGGAGCAAGAAAACACUAAAGCCGUAGCGAAGAGGCUAUGGAAAAUCGUACGGAUACUCUUCUACGUGAUGAAAUCGGGCAUGUCCAAGAGCAAGCUCAAUCUCGAUCUAAACCUAAUCCUGAAGAAAAGCAACAAAGCCAUCACCAGCCUCACCCUCCGCCGCCACCGUGGCAGCUCCGGAGCCUACGCUGGCGCCAUCGCCUCCAUCACCUGCCGCUCCGACGCUGACGUCAUCUCCUCCGCCGUCGUCCUCCGCGAGUACGAGUUCAGCUGCAGCAACAGGCCCGCCGCGGCUGCCGUCCAGAGGGUUUUCAAGCUUCUGGGGGACAAUAACGGUCACAACAACGAUAACGAGUCAUCGUCAUUGACGGUGGCCGGAGAUUCUCCGCUGGUGGUUUUUCCGGCGGUGAGGGUGACGGACUCGCCGUUUCCCGCGAGGGAAGACGUCGGAGACGAUGACGUGGUGGACAAGGCGGCGGAGGAGUUCAUCAAGAGGUUCUACAAGAACCUAAAGCUACAGAAGAAGAUGGCUCCGACAGGUUUGGAGUCACCGUAUCAUUGCGGUUGGGACCGUUGAUUAUUGGACCACAUCGAAAUCGAUGGAUUUGAUCUCUCUCUCUCUCCCUCUUCUCGGAGAUUACACCUCGUUACAUUGAAGAAAACGAAGGGGCGGGGUGUCGGAGGUUUAAUUAAGAAGAAGUGGGGUGAUUGGGAAUAAAUGUAAAAUUAUGGGGGUACGGGUAAUUCCUCUUUUUAUAUACGAUUUGAUAAUCAAAUCACGAGUAAGUGCGCGGUCAAAUUCUUCUUAAAUAAAUGGCGAGGUUUCAAAAGUUUAUGAUAUUACAUUUGGUUCCCAGUA